AUGGAUGAAAUUUGUAAUAUAUUAAAGGAAUACACUGAAACAGCAAAUGAUAAUAUAAUUGAUUUAUUCAAAGAAUAUGGCGCUAGCACGAAAGAUAAAACGGAGGUUCACUCGAGACUUAAAAAAAUAAAAUGUACUGAACUAAUGGCCUUUGAUGCUAACGGUUUGUACGCUUCCGCCAUGUCGGAUUUAGAUAGCGAAUAUCCGAGAGAGGAAAGUGGAAGACCGUUUCUACCGGAAGAAAAUAAAGAAUUUGUCAAGCUCUUUAAUGAACAGAAAUUCAGACCUAAAACUGCUAUUUUAAAAGUCUGGUUUGAAUAUCCCAAAAACAUGUUCUUCCAACCCAUACCAGCUAAAGAUAAAAUCACUUACACGAAUAAAGAAGGUAAAAAGGAAACUGACACUAAAAUCAGAUUCACAAAUGGUUUCUGUCACGACGUUUUAACAUCGGUCGAUAUUCAAGAAAUAGUGAAAGCCGGUGGACGAAUUAUUAGAAUAUUAGAUGGUAUAGUAUACGAAGAAAUUUUUAAAACUCCACCAUAUAGAGAUUAUAUUUUAAUUUUAAGAGAUCUUAGAAAUAAAUAUAAACGAGAAGGUAAUAGUGUGGGUAGUAAUUGCAUGAAAUUAUUCGGCAAUUCGUUGUAUGGUAAAUCUAUUCAGAAGGAUAUAACUACAUCGAGACAUCUAUGGAGUGAAGCGACUUUAAAAGCCAACUACGAUUCACACGUCAAAAGCUAUGAAAAAGUAAAUGAUAGUCAAUAUAUAGUUGAGAUAAAUGAAGAAGAAAAAGAAUUUAUUCCUCCUAAAUCUACACGACUAACACCUAGUCAUUUGGGAUCAUUCGUUUUAUCUCACAGUAAAAAAAUAAUGAAUAAUGUUAUUCGCGUGAUAGAUGGAUUUUAUAAGCCUGAAAUAUACUAUACGGAUACCGAUAGUUUAUACAUUUCGUCUAGCAAUUGGGAUAAAUUAAAUGAAGGUGGGUUGGUGUCCGAAAAUGAUUAUUGUAAAGGAAAGAAUGAUUACGGUGAUGGUGGAAUUAUAUUUGGUUUAUAUUUAGCGCCAAUAGUUAAAUACAAUAUCAUUCUAACUUCCGAUGGUGUUUUAAAAGAAAAGAAAACGUUUAAGGGUUACUCUAAAGAUAAGAUAUCCGUAGAAGAUUAUAUUCGAUUAGCUAGUGGACUCGAUGUAACGAAUGAAUUUAAGAAACCUUGGGUAAAAAGUUUCACCAAAUGGAGUAGUUAUUCCAAAGGAUGA
Molecule: messenger RNA, 1254 nt
Organism: Lottia gigantea (owl limpet)
Lineage: Eukaryota; Metazoa; Mollusca; Gastropoda; Lottiidae
Exons: 1
Coding region: 1-1254 (417 amino acids)
Biological process (GO): DNA replication
Molecular function (GO): nucleotide binding; DNA binding; DNA-directed DNA polymerase activity
Source: RefSeq, a predicted model, not a curated record